AUGAGCCAAAGCGUUCCUGUCCGGUUGAUUAUCUGUGUUGAUGGAACAUGGUGUGAGCCAGAUGGUGCACAUGGAAAUCGGAACCAUAACAUCACCAACGUUUAUCGCCUCUACACUAGUAUCCACAAGGGGGAAUGUGAAGAACGCUCUGGCAAGAGAUUCAAUCAAGUCAAGAAAUACUAUCGUGGCAUAGCCGCCGAAGACGGGAUCAGCUAUAGCGAGCGAUUGCUGGCUGGCAUACUAGGCGGCCCAUGUAUUGACCAGAUCCGUGACGUCUAUGAGUAUAUUUGUCACACAACUAGUGACAAUGAUGAGGUUUGGCUCUAUGGGUUCAGUCGUGGAGCCUAUGUCGUCCGCGCUGUGGCAGGCUUACUCCACUACAUUCGCGCUAUAUCAUCUGCUGGGAUGCCUUCUUUCGGUGAAGACUUCAAGCUUGCUUUGAAGGUCUACAAGAAAUUGCAACAACAGAAGCAACUUGGAGAAGGCCAGAUCCACGACAUGUUCGAAGCAAGAACCAGACCAGCUCCAAUCAUACAAUUUGUGGGUGUGUUUGAUACUGUCAAAGCGGUUCAGGACGAACGACUGUACGACAUCUCUCUGAACCUCUCAAUCCAGCACCUGAGGCAUGCUCUUGCAUUGAACGAAGAUCGUCAGCGGUUUGCGCCAGAGUACAUUUACCCGAACUUCAACAACCGCACCCAAAGAUUGGAGAAAAGAACUUUUGUGCAAGCUUGGUUCAUUGGUGCCCAUAUAGAUAUUGGGGGUUCAGCAAAGAUGGAUGGAUUGUCUCUCUAUCCCUUACAAUGGAUGCUUAUUGAAAGUCAGAGCCAGGGCCUUAAACUCAAGUUCGAUGGCGAUUUUGGGGGUCGCAGCAGGCUCGAAAGUCCGCUUAGGCUUACCGGUCUGGAAGCGGACAAUGAGGCAUGGGAGUGUAGCACCAAUAACGGACUGGUCAUUCGGAUGAAAGACAUUAGACAUAUUCAUCAAGACGAAACGAGCCAAAGAAGAUAUGAAGUUCAUUUACACAGACCCCGCGGAAAACUAUGGAUCCGGAGGCACAGAGAACCUUUCGGCGAGAACGGUGAACUCAAUGGCUAUUGCAAAUUCGGCGCCCAAGGCACGAUCAUUCAUCCCUCGGUGUAUUUGAUACUUGAUCAAUUCAUGCACGUCAGCUUGGAUUCAAAACACUUUCCAUUUUAUCAAGUUUUGCACCAGUGGCGAUACAAUACCUUGGGUCAAAAAGAUGACCUUCGGAAUGGCUGUUUUUGGAACGAACCUGGUGAAGUCGUCGGAAUUGAGGACCCUGGCGCGAUCAGAGUUCUUGUAUGCGGAAACUGUGGAGUUGGUAAGUCUUCCUUGAUCAACAAAGUAUUCGGUGUUACAGUGGCGGCAGUCUCGCAUCGCACUCGUGGUAUACAUCAAAUCAACGAUGAGCUCUCAUGGAAAGAUAGACCGGAUCUGAUUGUCCAUGAUUCGGGCGGUUUCGAAGCGGGCGGCGACGACGAACUACGCUGUGUCCAAGACUUUCUAAAAAAGAAGUCAUCCGAGACCGACCUGGACAAACGGUUACACGUGAUUUGGUAUGUAUGGUGGUUAUCAAAGCAGACACAUUUUCACUUCGGUCUUCUCAAGCCUGAGCAGGCUGCUCAAGACAAGCUAUUCAAAGCCCUCUCUACCUAUGCACAGGAUGUACCCAUUGUAGCCAUCGCAACCAAAAAAGAUCAAUUCCUCGGUGCCAAGUGGGCAGAAGAGCGUCGCAAUCUAGAGAAUCGCAAUGAGGCGGUAACUUUGGAGAAGCUCGAUCUUUAUGCUGCAAAAGAGAUGCAAGACGAGUUGUGUCAGAUUGAUGAAGAUCUGAAACGAAUAGGUCAUUUUGAUGAACUUGUUACUGUAUCAAAAGACGAUGAUAAAUCGAUCGGCAGCCUCAGUCUGGCAACAGCGCAGCUGUUCACCCACGAGAGGGUCAGGCUAUUGUAUAUACGGGCCCAAGCUACGCGUCUCGAUCUGAAAGUCGACCUAGCUCUAGCUGAGACUAUGAAGAUUUACAGGAGAGCUUUGAUCAGUUCAUCAUCCAUAGGCGCUGUGCCAGGCGCGAUGGCAACGAAUCGUACCGCUGCUGCCAUUGAUGUAUGCCGAACGAUAGUCACCAGCUUUGGUAUCUCGACGAUCACACCCCAAACAAUUUUCGAGAUCUGCAAGGCGAAUCUAUGGGAUGACAUGGGCAACAACAUCCGCACUACAAUUGCUGAAAUAUGCGCCGUCGUCGGAUUGGGAGCCACUGUAGUUACUGGCGGUAUGCCGUUUUUCCUGCUUCCCAUGGCUACAAAUAUCCCGUUAGUGGUUAAGGCGACGGCGCGAUUGGUCCUCAUGCUAGCUUGCGAUGUCAUUCUGAUCCUCACUCGGGCUUUUAGAGAAGCAGCAGUCAAGUCAAUCACGAAGCCAGAGAGGCGAGAUGUGGAAAACGCGGCCGUGGCAUACCGUCAACACUGUCACCAAGUGCAUCUUCGUGUGAAGAACGCACUUAGCAACGUGUUCAAGUGUUACCAAACAGGUCAAGUUGAAACGAUGAUGACACAGACCAUCGAAAAAUUCAAGUGUACGGUCUUGGAAGGAGUAGGGGCACCACUGCCACAUAACUUCAGACGUGACUAUUCAGAAAAGGAGGUGUCAGACUCUGAUACUUCAGAUGUUCAUUCAGGUAGCUCUAGUGCACUUGCUGGCGUUUCAAGAGAGAGUAAAUUUUGA
Messenger RNA from Fusarium fujikuroi IMI 58289, 2745 nucleotides. RefSeq lists its product as uncharacterized. The record is from RefSeq and is a predicted model, not a curated record. NCBI's taxonomy places the organism in Eukaryota, Fungi, Ascomycota, Sordariomycetes, Hypocreales, Nectriaceae. The coding region runs from base 1 to 2745 and encodes 914 amino acids. The transcript has 6 exons. Gene Ontology annotation, molecular function: GTP binding.